UUUGGAUUUCUCUUUGUGGUUAAUCCUUUGUGUUUCUGUGUGAACCUGGGCCAAUAGAGUUUGCUGGUAAAUCUGCUGAUACCAGAAUCGUACAGUGAACAGUUAUCAGAACAUGUCAGAAUGUUGCUUGGCUAUACUCUGAGCCAAGGUAAGGAGGCAAUCAGAUCUAUGUGCUUAUUAAACAGCAUCUUCCGAAGCUUGGCGUGUUUAGACAACAAAUGGGACAAUAGCUGUGUCAGAACCCACAGGCGGCGCCAGAUAGGGGCGACCUGUGUCCCCUCCAACCCUGGCUGCCAUGCACCCCAUGGCAUCUCGGCUCAGUCCGCUCAAGGGUGUGCUGGCAGAACGCAGCCACUGUUGUCUGGGACAGUUCACUUCCCAUGCAGCUAAGUGUUCCUGCACCAUGGUGGUGGCCGAGCCUGUGUGUGGGGUGGCCCUGUGGGGGUGGAGUGGUCCCAGGUAUGUGGUCCAAAGAGGGGUUUCAUUUCUGUUGAAUGUAUUUGGGGUCAUGUCAGCCACUGGGGAGCCAGGGCUUAGCUGUGGGUGACACACUGAAGCUAUUUAAAGCUCAGUUAUUACUGUUCACUCACCUGGAGACAAGGUGUCCACAUCAGUUUCUGAACCCAAUUCCGUCCCCACGAGUCUUUGACUGAGUGAUGACAACAGACAAAAGUUCCUGGUUUGGGAUGGGAAUAGUUACCAUAUGAUGUGAUUAACUUACAUAAAAACGUGUUUUGUCUGCGUACGAUCUUGGAAAAUUUUACUUAAUUUAUGGAAACUAGUUUCUUGAACUAAAUUUCCCAGUAAAAAUUAUUCAGGUAAUGCGUUUUCACACACUGUGUCUUUCCCAAAUAGUCUCCACCUCGACAGUGACAUCCAUGCCCAGCACUGAAGCAGCAGCAUCCACUCAUGGAAUCACAGCGUCAGGCGGUAAGUCUCCAGAAACUGAAACCAGGAGACCACAAUAUAAAACAAAAGGGACAACUGUAUCAUACCCCACAUAUUCAGAAGUGACUGAAACAAACUUAGAAGGAUCAAGGACAAGAGAAUCAUCACCAAAGGAAUCAAGGACAACUGACAAAAUAGUUGAUACCUCACAAACAACUGGACCAUCAGGCAAGGGGACAGAGCCAACAGGUGUAUCAUCUAAAAGCACAGGAAUUACAAAACCAUCAAAGGCUAACUCAGGAACAUCUGAAUCAGGAUGGAGUGGGGUAGCGAACACUUUGUCAUCGUCCACAAUUAAAGAAAGUAGUAGAAUUACUGGUAAAAAUACACACACAACUGUAGAAUCCGGCACGAGGACAGGGAACACGAAAACAUCCCAGGAAAAAUCAGAGACAGCAAGAACCGAUGGCUCAUCUACCAUUGCUGGGCCAUCAUCUGAAGAAAGAGGGACAACAAGACCCUCGGGUGCCAGGACGGCCACCAUGGGACCCGGAGCCGAAGGUUCUGGAACUGCUGGAUCCUCGCCCAAUGGUCCGGGAACGACUAGCUCUUCGCCGAGCGGAUCCAGGACAACAGGGCCAUCUGCGGGAGGCUCCGGCACCACGAGGUCACCGUCAAAAGGACAGGAGACCACGGGCUCACCCGCUGGGGGGUCUGGCACGACGGGCGCUUCGGGUGCAGGUGCUGGGGCCACUGGGUCGUCUCCCAAACCGCCACGGACAACUGAGUCGUCACCGAGGGAGUCGGCCACAAGCGGACAUUCCUCUCGUGAGACCGGCAAGACUACCCACAGGCAUCACGGCGCAGGUGGGACGGGAGCCACGGCUGAUAGCCGAGAGACAACUGGACAUGCGUCCCGAGAAUCGUCGACAAGUGGCCACUCCGGUGAGGGCUCUGGCACAACAGGACCAUCUGGUGUAGGGACCCGCACCACCCGGACACACGGUGGAAGUCCAGGCGCAACGGGUGCAUCUGGCGUGGAGUCCAGCAGCACCCAAGGCCACGGUGGCGCAUCGGGAGCCCCCCGGCCCUCGGGCACAGCACCUGUCGCCCAUGGGUCAUCAUCCUCCGAAGAAAGCGGGACAACAGGGUCCUUGGGUCCUGGGUCGGCCACCACUGCACCAGCUACCAUAGGUUCUGGUACUGCCGGAACCUCGGCCAAUGGUUCGGGAACGACUGGCUCUUCUCCCAGCGCAUCCAGGACGACCGGGCCAUCUGCGGGAGGCUCCGGCACCACGAGGUCACCGUCAAAAGGACCGGAGACCACGGGCUCACCCGCUGGGGGGUCUGGCACGACGGGCGCUUCGGGUGCAGGUGCUGGGGCCACUGGGUCGUCCCCCAAACCGCCACGGACAACUGAGUCGUCACCGAGGGAGUCGGCGACAAGCGGACAUUCCUCUCGUGAGACCGGCAAGACUACCCACAGGCAUCACGGCGCAGGUGGGACGGGAGCCACAGCUGAUAGCCGAGAGACAACUGGACAUUCGUCCCGAGAAUCGUCGACAAGUGGCCACUCCGGUGAGGGCUCUGGCACAACAGGACCUUCUGGUGUAGGGUCCCGCACCACCCGGACACACGGUGGAAGUCCAGGCGCAACAGGUGCAUCUGGCGUGGAGUCCGGCAACACCCAAGGCCCCGGUGGCGCAUCGGGAGCCCCCCGGCCCUCGGGCACAGCACCUGGCGCCCAUGGGUCAUCACCAUCCUCUGAAGAAAGCGGGACAACGGGGUCCUCGGGUCCUGGGUCGGCCACUACUGGAACUGGUGGCGAAGGGUCUGGAACUGCUGGAUCCUCUCCCAAUGGUCCGGGAACGACUGGCUCUUCUCCGAGCGGGUCCAGGACGACUGGGCCAUCUGCGGGAGGCUCCGGCACCACGAGGUCACCGUCAAAAGGACCGGAGACCACGGGCUCACCCGCUGGGGGGUCUGGCACGACGGGCGCUUCGGGUGCAGGUGCUGGGGCCACUGGGUCGUCCCGCAAACCGACACGGACAACUGAGUCGUCACCGAGGGAGUCGGCCACAAGCGGACAUUCCUCUCGUGAGACCGGCAAGACUACCCACAGGCAUCACGGCGCUGGUGGGACGGGAGCCACAGCUGAUAGCCGAGAGACAACUGGACAUUCGUCCCGAGAAUCGUCGACAAGUGGCCACUCCGGUGAGGGCUCUGGCACAACAGGACCAUCUGGUGUAGGGACCCGCACUACCCGGACACACGGUGGAAGUCCAGGCGCAACGGGUCCAUCUGGCGUGGAGUCCGGCAGCACCCAAAGCCCCAGUGGCACAUCGGGAGCCCCCCGGCCCUCGGGCACAGCACCUGUCGCCCAUGGGUCAUCAUCCUCCGAAGAAAGCGGGACAACAGGGUCCUUGGGUCCUGGGUCGGCCACCACUGCACCCGCUACCGUAGGUUCUGGUACUGCUGGAACCUCGGCCAAUGGUUCGGGAACGACUGGCUCUUCUCCCAGCGCAUCCAGGACGACCGGGCCAUCUGCGGGAGGCUCCGGCACCACGAGGUCACCGUCAAAAGGACCGGAGACCACGGGCUCACCCGCUGGGGGGUCUGGCACGACGGGCGCUUCGGGUGCAGGUGCUGGGGCCACUGGGUCGUCCCCCAAACCGCCACGGACAACUGAGUCGUCACCGAGGGAGUCGGCCACAAGCGGACAUUCCUCUCGUGAGACCGGCAAGACUACCCACAGGCAUCACGGCGCAGGUGGGACGGGAGCCACGGCUGAUAGCCGAGAGACAACUGGACAUUCGUCCCGAGAAUCGUCGACAAGUGGCCACUCCGGUGAGGGCUCUGGCACAACAGGACCAUCUGGUGUAGGGACCCGCACCACCCGGACACACGGUGGAAGUCCAGGCGCAACAGGUGCAUCUGGCGUGGAGUCCGGCAACACCCAAGGCCCCGGUGGCGCAUCGGGAGCCCCCCGGCCCUCGGGCACAGCACCUGGCGCCCAUGGGUCAUCACCAUCCUCUGAAGAAAGGGGGACAACGGGGUCCUCGGGUCCUGCGUCGGCCACCACUGGACCCGGUGCCGAAAGUUCUGGAACUGCUGGAUCCUCUCCCAAUGGUCCGGGAACGACUGGCUCUUCUCCGAGCGGGUCCAGGACGACUGGGCCAUCUGCGGGAGGCUCCGGCACCACGAGGUCACCGUCAAAAGGACCGGAGACCACGGGCUCACCCGCUGGGGGGUCUGGCACGACGGGCGCUUCGGGUGCAGGUGCUGGGGCCACUGGGUCGUCCCCCAAACCGCCACGGACAACUGAGUCGUCACCGAGGGAGUCGGCCACAAGCGGACAUUCCUCUCGUGAGACCGGCAAGACUACCCACAGGCAUCACGGCGCAGGUGGGACGGGAGCCACGGCUGAUAGCCGAGAGACAACUGGACAUUCGUCCCGAGAAUCGUCGACAAGUGGCCACUCCGGUGAGGGCUCUGGCACAACAGGACCAUCUGGUGUAGGGUCCCGCACCACCCGGACACACGGUGGAAGUCCAGGCGCAACGGGUCCAUCUGGCGUGGAGUCCGGCAACACCCAAGCCCCGGUGGCGCAUCGGGAGCCCCCCGGCCCUCGGGCACAGCACCUGUCGCCCAUGGGUCAUCAUCCUCCGAAGAAAGCUGGACAACAGGGUCCUUGGAUCCUGGGUCGGCCACCACUGCACCUGCUACCGUAGGUUCUGGUACUGCUGGAACCUCGGCCAAUGGUCCGGGAACGACUAGCUCUUCGCCGAGCGGAUCCAGGACGACAGGGCCAUCUGCGGGAGGCUCCGGCACCACGAGGUCACCGUCAAAAGGACAGGAGACCACGGGCUCACCCGCUGGGGGUUCUGGCACGACGGGCGCUUCGGGUGCAGGUGCUGGGGCCACUGGGUCGUCCCCCAAACCGCCACGGACAACUGAGUCGUCACCGAGGGAGUCGGCCACAAGCGGACAUUCCUCUCGUGAGACCGGCAAGACUACCCACAGGCAUCACGGCGCAGGUGGGACGGGAGCCACAGCUGAUAGCCGAGAGACAACUGGACAUUCGUCCCGAGAAUCGUCGACAAGUGGCCACUCCGGUGAGGGCUCUGGCACAACAGGACCUUCUGGUGUAGGGUCCCGCACCACCCGGACACACGGUGGAAGUCCAGGCGCAACGGGUCCAUCUGGCGUGGAGUCCGGCAGCACCCA
Messenger RNA from Talpa occidentalis (Iberian mole), 5115 nucleotides. Its product is annotated as mucin-19-like. The transcript has 3 exons. Bases 822 to 4619 code for a protein of 1265 amino acids. The record is from RefSeq and is a predicted model, not a curated record. NCBI's taxonomy places the organism in Eukaryota, Metazoa, Chordata, Mammalia, Eulipotyphla, Talpidae.